UGAGUAGUGUAUAUAUGAUAUACAGAGUAGUAGGAGAGUAUUCACAGAACGAUCUAUUUCAUGGGGAAUACAUACCCCUCAGAUCGAAUCCCCGAUUAAUCAGCCUAUCUGCCGACAUCCAAAGCGACAGCCGAUCUCUAACCGAUCGACAGUCUCCAGUAUUCCCGGACCGUCGACUCGGUUUAGAAAGUCGGGAUGUCUUCAUCUCCAGUCUUAGUCUUUUUCAGUACGGCACAACCAAUGCAACAACUAACUGGUUAUGCUGCCGUAAGGGCUUCUUUCUCUAUAUAUAUCAAACUGGCUAGUACUGUUCUAUGGAUAAAAUGUACAAAAAAAGUGACUCCUCAGGCACCGUGUUCGGACCCGACUCGGCCGAAUCUAACCGAAUCCGGUAAAAACGGCCUGGAAAUCCAGGAGAUUCAGGCAGUCGAGAUUAAGUUAGUCAUGACUACUGAGAGAGUCGUAUAUUUGGGUUGGAGGUUUCCCUUGAUCUUUCUUUCACUUCCUCUAUUGUGAUUUUGUGGUAGUUUUGUCGGUCGUUGGAGUUCAAUGAUGUGUGAUCUGGCCGAGAGCUACCUCCACUUAUUGUAUGAUGUUUCUACAGUUGACACUGGGAAUGGAUGGAAAGAGUUUGAUUGUC
Messenger RNA from Aspergillus campestris IBT 28561, 640 nucleotides. RefSeq lists its product as uncharacterized. The record is from RefSeq and is a predicted model, not a curated record. NCBI's taxonomy places the organism in Eukaryota, Fungi, Ascomycota, Eurotiomycetes, Eurotiales, Aspergillaceae. The transcript is spliced from 2 exons. Bases 196 to 516 code for a protein of 106 amino acids.